This is a messenger RNA of Microdochium trichocladiopsis, 6078 nucleotides long. RefSeq lists its product as uncharacterized. The record is from RefSeq and is a predicted model, not a curated record. The transcript has 8 exons. NCBI's taxonomy places the organism in Eukaryota, Fungi, Ascomycota, Sordariomycetes, Xylariales, Microdochiaceae. Gene Ontology annotation, molecular function: protein binding. Bases 315 to 5798 code for a protein of 1827 amino acids.
CCGCAUCGUGCGAGAGCAUCCUCUAUGCAGUCCCAAGCCAUGGCGCAAACGCCAGACAGGACCGCUGACAACAUAUAAGUCGUGGCAUGCGCCGUCGUGCUUUUCCUUGGAUUCUCUGUCCAGCGUGCCAGUGACGACCUCAAUUAUACCAUCUCCUCCUCGUUGGCCACCCUGAUAUAUGAGCUGCCCUUGCAAACCCCCCCUUCCCACAUAGUAGUCCAAACGUCCCGUAGUCCUUUUCGACUGUCGCGGAACUAUCCCUCCAACCUCAUCCGCAAGACUUCGGACAACCAAUCUCAUUGAAUCUAUUCACCAUGGCGACUACUGAGCUUCCCAAGCUCCCAGCUGCUCACAAUGAGCUGGCCAACUACAUCGCCAGCAACCCAGACACGCCAUUGACCAAGCUCAUGGCCCCGUAUCGCGAGUUCGAGGCACACCUCCGCGAGGUGUACGCCCAGGAUCGCAGCAACCCGCUCCUGACCGAUCCCUAUCUCAACGUGCUGCCUCUUUUUACCAAGGACACUCCCAACAUCAAGACGCGUGCUCGCAACCUUGACGCGGAGUCUGAGGAAGAAAAGGGCAGAUAUAUCAUGGCUCUUCCCGAGGACAAGAGACGAGCCCAUGGCUCACCAGCGGUGGUGGAGAACCUCAAAGAGUUCAGAAACAACUUCAGCAUAUUUUCGGAAUCGUCGCUGGCCGACAUGAACUGGGACAACGUAGUUGCCGCCGGCUCUUCGGUGGUCAACUGCAUCCUGCCAGUGCCUGCCGAGUACAAGAAGUCAAAGCGUGCUCUCCGCCAGUACUACCACGAGAAGUUCUGCCCUGCCUCUGACGUUGACCUGUUUCUUUAUGGCUUGAACGAAGAGGAGGCAAUUGAAAAGAUCAAGGACAUUGAAGCUCGCAUCAAGGAUGCCAUCCUUUCCGAGACGACUGUGGUUCGGACGAAGAAUGCCAUCACAAUCUGCAGCCAGUAUCCAACAAGGCACAUCCAAAUCGUUCUGCGCGUGUAUAAGUCGAUCUCCGAAAUCCUGACCGGAUUUGACAUUGACUGCGCCUGUGCCGCCUAUGAUGGCAGCCAAGUGUAUUGCGUUCCGCGUGCUCUGGCUUCGUAUAUCACCCAGAUCAACCCAAUCGAUCUGAGCCGCCGAAGCCCGUCUUAUGAGAACAGACUCUCGAAAUAUAGCCACCGCAACUUUGAGGUCUACUGGCCCGAACUCGAUAGGAGUCGCGUAGACCCCACCAUCUACGAGCGGAGCUUCCAGCGCACGCUAGGUCUCGCGCGCCUGCUUGUUCUCGAGCGACUCCCAACCACUAAUGCUCGGGAGCAAUAUCAACGAAAGCGCAGAGAAGAAAGAGGGCGCCCAGAACUCGGUGCGCGUUUCCAGCACCGCCUUUUUGGCAACAUCAAGGACAACCACGAGGAUGAAGUUGCAGACUGGGUUGGGGAAGACGAAGUCUCCAACUACCAUACCUUCACCGUGCCGUACGGUGCAAGGUUCAAUGCCAAGAAGAUCGAGAAGCUCUGCUACACUAAGGAUCUCCUCCUCAACGCCGAAUGGAAUCAGCAAAAGGACCGAAAGGUCUAUCUCCACCGCCACCCUGCCUUUUUUGGUCGCGUCAUUGAUGUGAUAGGAGACUGUUGUGGCACUUGCCCGUCCCCAGUCACCACCGAAGAAAAGGAGAUUGCGGAGAAAGAGAGCGAGAUAUAUUGUUCUGGCAACGUUAGCUUCCGGAUCGAUGAUCCAGGACGACAGCAGAUUGGGUCCUUCAAUCCUCUCACAGAGGACGACUGGACUGAGAUGGCCUACGUCGGCAAUACGGCUCGUCUUUGUCAGGCCAUUGUGGAUGGCGACCUCGAACAUGUCGAGGAUUGGCUCGCCCAGGAAGGCGCUGAUCCCAACACAAGAGACUAUACUGGUCGCACGCCGCUGCACUUGGCUGUCACUAGCUCAACUGUCGAGAUUGUCAAGUGCCUUGUCGAUCAUGGCGCUCGUCUCGUGGCCCGGCUCGCCGACGGCCAGACUGCUCUCCAUUUGGCAGCCGCCAGGGGUAAUGUUGAGAUGGUCAAGUUACUCCUUGAGAAGAGCAAUGCCAAUGAGGAAGAGGAGGAAGACAAGCUUGACCAGAGACGCAAAGCCCGGGAUGUGUCAACUCAGGAGCCAGAAGAGUCCUCAAUCGCCAAGGAGGAGGAGACCGACUCUGACGCAGGUGAUGAGGACGGUUCGGAUGGCGAGCUCAUCGGCGAGGACGAUAUCUCCGAUGAUGGUGUCCAAUCAGCUGUGACGGGCUCCUUCGUCAAGCUCGCCAAAGACGAUGAUGCCGCGAAGAAGGACGAAGCGGCUAGGCUCGACGACGACUCAAACGAUCCUGACUUCUAUAAGAUUGACGUCGUUGCGUGGGAUUCAAAGUGCAGCCCGCUGCAUCUCGCCAUUCUGGGCGGCCACUGCGACGUCGUCAAGGUGCUCUGCCAGGAGUUUGGAGCGGACGUGCUCUUACCAGUCAAGAUUGGCGACGGCUCUUACAGCGAUCCUCACAACGCGAUCCUUACUCUUGUCCUUGCACUGUCUCUGCCACUAGAUCGUGCCACAGAGAUGGCCAAGACUCUCCUGUCUCUUGGUGCCACGUCCAGUCAGGCGGAUGCGCAGGGCGUGACAGCGUUCCACCGUUUCGUCAAAAGCGGUGGUCCUGCGCUAGUGGAUAUCUUGUACGAAAACGACGCGAAUGGUCUCAAGACGGCCGUUGGCCAUAUCGCCAUGUCUGGCAGUAGUUGGAACCCGAAAGCAACCGCCCCCUUGAACACAGCAAUCGCCCAGGGCAAUUCUGUCCUCGUCCUCAAGCUUCUCGAGGCGGGUGCGAAGCCUCAGAUCGAUUUCGACACGUGGCUGAAGAGUGCAAAAUUCUCCUUCGACAAGCAUCUCGGCAAUUUCGAAUCAAACCAGGAGCACUUCCGGAAUGGCACUGACCAGCCACUCAUCACGGCUAUCCGUUCUGAGAAUCCCGCAAUCGCCUUGGAGCUUCUGGAGCGAGGUGCCGAUCCCAACGUACUCACAAAGUCUUCGUGGGAGGUUGUGAACAAGGAUUGGGCACGGAGAUACAACAAGGGCCGUGCAGCGAUAGACGUCGCCAAGGACUCAUUGGAGAAGCUACGCAGAUACAGGGGGGAGAAGCUCGACUUCAACAAGCUCAACAACAAAUCGACACGGGUAAAGGAAUCAGCAAGUGUUGUAGAGGCGCCAAAGGGUCCAAUUGAGACCGACUCGUUCCUUUCCAGGUUUGACAAAGACACUUACCAACACUGGGCUGUGUCGUCAGACAUCCAAUAUCGCGUCAGAUACCACGAGAAGGAGCUCGAGCGCUUCGAGAAGGACCGCGCCGCAAAGGCGAACGCGGCUGGCCUGAAAGAGAAACAGGAAGCCAUUGAUGAUCUGAUCGCACAGCUGGAACGAGUUGUGAGCGCUUUGGAAGCCAAGGGCGCCAAGUCGUUCAAAGAGCAGUACCCAGAAAUCCAAGACAAGACCGACUCGAUCAAAUCUGCCAAAGAUGAGAGUCAGACGCCGUACCAAUUUGAGUUCAACUUCAACGGCGUUAAAGACCUGACAGAAGCACGCAAGGCUGCCUAUAUUGAGCUGUUCGAGGCAUGCUGGAGGGGCGACAUUGAAGGAAUCAAGAAGUAUACUCUCACGUCCUGGGAUGGCGAGGACAAGGAGUCACCACUUCAAAUUGCGGUCAGCGACAACAAGAGCAACAAUCCAUUCUCGUUGGCCUUCCUGCGUGGCCAUUGGGACGCAGCCAAGGCUGUCCUCGAGAUUGCUCAAGCCCAGUGGACACCGAAGGAAGCGGAGAAUGCCCGAUACAAGAUGACACGCGACGACGAUGAGGAAGAUUCGUGCGAAGACUCUGAUGCGGAAAGUGGCGAUGAACCAGAGGUUUAUAAGGAGGUCGUCAUUGACCAGGUCACGAUCGACAACAUCGGACAGAUUUCGAUGCAAGUCAACAGCCAUGUCCUUCCCACCACCAUGCUCGAAUGGGCAGUGCCGGUCAUGACGGGUGUGGACGGCCAGCCCCACGACCAGAGCAGCUCGUACUACUUGCUCCAUUAUGCCAUCGCCAAGGGAGACCUGCAGCAGUUCAAAUUCCUGGUUGACUUGUAUGCGCAUUACACGACCCAGCAGCCUGCAGAUGAUGAUGACGGAUCCGACGGCGCACGGAAAGUCUUUGUUUUCCCGGUCGAUCGUUUCAACGAUGUCAUCAAAUAUGGGCGUACUGAUAUGCUCACGGAGAUCAUCAAAACGACGGGAGCUGGCCUACCUUUUGACGAACUUGUCAAGAAAAGUGGCACUGAGAUGAAGACCAAGCCACGUUAUUAUCAGGGGCUUUCUGUCUAUGGCAAGAAGCGUGCUGACUGGGCCAACGCCGGACGCAAUCUGGUGGUGAAACCAACCGGACCGAAAGCCUCGCCGCUCCUCACUGCCGCGAUGCAAGGAUCUCUAACCUCCCUUGAGUGGUUUGCCAGUGACACGCCAUUGCGUUAUUACACCGAAUUCGGGAGCUCAAAGGCUGCCCAAGGCCACCCAAGUGUGAAGCAUCUCAGAGCUGUGGAAGGCCGGUUCGACCGGGCAAUUGCCAAAUGGCUGGGGAUGCAAAGCGAUCUUGUCCUCCACUGUGCCGUCAUGGGUCCCCUCAAGGAUGAGCAGAACCGACUCAUAGAGUACUUGACCAAGACUUAUCCAUCGUCCUUGGAGACCAAGUCGAACGAAGGCUACACGCCCCUUUUCUUGGCGUUUCUGCUUGGCAGAGUAGAGUACGCGAAGAUUCUCAUUGAUGCCCAGGCCGAUAUCUCUGUCAAGGACAAGAAGUUCAACAAUUUGAUUCAUGCCGCCCUUACAAACAAGCCUGAGAAGGCGGAUAGGCUCCGCAAGCUCUUGGAACUUCUUGAGCCGGACAUGAGGAGCCACCUCUUCAUGCAGCGAAAUGGCCUAGCGCAUGGUGGUGAUACUCCACUCCAUUUCUGGCUGCAGAAUGCGAACCAAUUGUCCUACAGGUGGCAAUACAACGACCACUAUGGCAGUUAUCGCAGCGAGCUUGGUGCGGAGGACAAGACGAAUGUCCAAAUUCUCAAAGCGCUCCUGGACAUAUCCAAGGGGCAAGAACUUGAGAUUUUGAACAGUGCUGGCAACACCAUACUUCACACGGCAGUGCUGCGCCAGAUCCCUGUCCAGAUGGCCCUCAUCAUCGACGCCAACCCCAAGUUGCUUUUCCGCGAGAACGCAGUCGGCCGGACACCCCCAGAAAUCGCGUAUGAUCGAUACAUCCACGAGAAGGUGUCUAGUGUCACCCCCAUCGAGGACAACGUGGUCGACUUGACAGACCUUCCCAGCAAGGAACCGUCUUACUUCCUUCACAAGGUCGCGGACAAGCACAAGAAGUUUAGAACCCGCAAGGAGCUUACCUGGGAAGUUUGCGCUCAGCACCUAGACAAACACAAGGACGGUGCGAAGCGCCGCCUUGUGAGUCUCAAUGAGGCCAACGAUGUCGCCAUCCGCAUCGGCGAGAGUUACACGGGACAACGCUACUUUCAAAAGACGCCAGUCGAGCCCGCUGACGCCGACGAGGGAGAGGACGAGGAGGCCAAGAAGAAGCGGGAGGAGGAGGAAGCCAAGAGGGAGGCCGAUAUCAGCACGAUCAAGUACGGAGAAACCAAGCACUCGGCCUGGGCCACACUCGAGGAGAGCAAGGAUAUCGACGACGAAGCCGGAGAUCCGGUGGUCUGCCCUGAUUGCGGGACGGCGCACGACUGACUGCGCCACGAGCGGCGUUUGAUCAGCGUUGGGGGAAAAGGGCAUGGGCACUUGGGGCUCUUCGCGGAUGGCGGCUUUGCUAAACAGCUGCUUGUGCAGAGUAUCACGUCUGUCCUGAUGACGGCCAUUAUUUGCUUGUGGAGGUACGUCAACUAUCGCAGGGGCCAGGAUGAUGAAUUUGGGGCCUGGUUCGCAUGGGCGAAAGCGCGCCUCUCCUGAACCAUGUUUUGUUUAUUUGCUCAUAGAUCCGGGACGAGGUUCAGUCUUGAGGAAUUCGUUU